CCGACUGGCCCUCACAGGAAGCCCAGCACAGCACUACACUCAUCUGCUGCACACACACACACACACACACACACACACACACACACACUCGUCUGGCUGUCCUUCACCCAAGCAGCCGCAUACAAAGCUAUUGUCACGACGACUACACUUCGGAGAGGGGUCUCUAAAGCCCGUAGCCUGCACAUAGGUGUCCCAUAACUGCUCAGAAUGAAUCUGGAGCCGCCCAAAGCUGAGAUCAAGUCGGCCACCCGUGUCACCGGCGGCCCCGCCACCCCACGCAAGGGACCACCCAAGUUCAAGCAGAGGCAGACCCGUCAGUUCAAGAGCAAGCCUCCGAAGAAGGGAAUCCAGGGCUUUGGUGAUGAUAUCCCUGGGAUGGAGGGUUUAGGCACAGACAUUACUGUCAUUUGCCCCUGGGAGGCCUUCAAUCACCUGGAGCUGAAUGAGCUGGCCAAGUACGGCAUCAUCUGAGGCCACGUGGUACGCUUCAAACCAUCCGCCGCAGGCUCCAUCUUCCAACUUCCAAUGGAACUAAAGAAAAGAAAAAACACUAACUACACUAACUAACUGUAACAAA
Molecule: messenger RNA, 577 nt
Organism: Etheostoma cragini (Arkansas darter)
Lineage: Eukaryota; Metazoa; Chordata; Actinopteri; Perciformes; Percidae
Gene: pde6gb
Product: phosphodiesterase 6G, cGMP-specific, rod, gamma, paralog b
Exons: 4
Coding region: 208-471 (87 amino acids)
Biological process (GO): visual perception; positive regulation of epidermal growth factor receptor signaling pathway; positive regulation of G protein-coupled receptor signaling pathway
Cellular component (GO): photoreceptor outer segment membrane
Molecular function (GO): cGMP binding; 3',5'-cyclic-nucleotide phosphodiesterase activity
Source: RefSeq, a predicted model, not a curated record